Messenger RNA from Corticium candelabrum, 8970 nucleotides. RefSeq lists its product as uncharacterized. Gene Ontology annotation, cellular component: extracellular region; membrane. Lineage: Eukaryota; Metazoa; Porifera; Homoscleromorpha; Homosclerophorida; Plakinidae. The record is from RefSeq and is a predicted model, not a curated record. Gene Ontology annotation, molecular function: calcium ion binding. Bases 32 to 8842 code for a protein of 2936 amino acids. Gene Ontology annotation, biological process: cell adhesion. The transcript is spliced from 54 exons.
UGUUGCACAACGUUUGUCCCUCGAGCACGACAUGAGUACGACUGGCGGUGUCGUUCUCUUUCUUCUCUCUUGUGCGGCUUGUCUUGCAUCACUCCCAGUCCCAUUUCCUGACUGUCGCUGCGAAUCGACGGCUGUCGUAUGCAGCAUGCAAACUGAGAACAUUUGGAAAGACUACACGCUCGGAGGCGUCGUGCAAGUUGAUCUCGGCGAUCAGAAGAACGGCACUUGCGUGAGCAAACGUUUGCAGCACACGGGAAGACGACGGCUUUCUGGUUUAGUUCCAGACAGUACCGCUCUGAAAUGGAAUUGCAAGUCUGAUGUAAUAAAAUUCGCCUUGAUGCAGAGCGUUUCUUCUAGUAGGUACUCUGCGGAUUCCCAUUGCUAUGCAGAGCAGACGGCCAACAGGAGCGCAGAUUUAGCGUUGCGGAUACCGGACCAACUUCAGUUUAUUCAUUAUAUCUAUGAAGACCAGCAAGGCAGAUUUAAGGAAAGGACACUAGACAUUCAGCAAGCAGAACAACUGCAAACAGAACUUCAGACCUUACAGUUGUCAUCCAAGUGUAACUGUGAGCUUGAAAUUAUUGUCAAGUGGAUGUUGGGCAGAGGACGACCAACUCGCGUGGGUUGCUAUCUUGAUAGCGUAAUCUUGUUGUCAGUGACACUAGAAGGUGACAGAUGUGGUAUUUUGUCAGUAGAGAAUGGCAACGUUUCGUGUACUCAAACAUCACCAGAUGAAGAAUCAUGUGUCAUUACGUGCAACCAUGGCUACAGUUUGGGUCAUAACACCACACGUGCAAAUCCGUUCAACUGCACUAAGUCGAUAGGCUGGGAAGGUGGAAGACCAUACUGUCAAGCUAUCGACUGUGGUUCCUUUCUACUACCUCGACGUUCUCUCUCCAGUGUGAUUUGUUCAGGGACAAAACUUAGUGACACGUGCUCAGUUUCGUGUCCACUUGGAUAUGUGGUGGACGAUAAUUUUGUUUCUGUAUGUCAAGACAACGGCGUCUGGAGUGAUGUUAAUAGCUCUUGUACUCUAGUGGUGUGUCCGCAUCCGCAAGUAACAAAUGCUACUGUUACCUGCAACUCCACUGUAUUUGGUGGAACAUGCAAUAUUACUUGCUUACCGGGUCUUCUUCUGGACGAUGAUAAAAUCGAAUAUCUUCCCAACAGUUACAGCGUAAAAUGCAAUGCGUCUGGUGCGUGGAACAGCACGCUCUAUUCGUGCAACAGACCGGUCACGUGUGCUCAACCACAGCAAAUCUCCAACGGAACAGUCACGUGUUCAGGAAGUGCCUACUUGGACAUAUGUAAAUACGAGUGUUCCGAUGGAUAUUUUCUGGACGGUUUUUCUCAACGUACUUGCACUGAAUUAGCAAUGUACUCGGAGGAUGAACCAACUUGUUUACCACGAGAUUGUGGUGAUUUGCCAGCAACGACGUUUGGUAGUAUCGCCUGCACAGGCACAAAGGUUGGUGACAGCUGCACUAUUACAUGUGACCGUAGCUAUACAUUGGUGGUACCUGGGCGUCGUUUCUGUUUGGUGAACGAAUCGUGGUCUAGUAACUCAACCGAAUGCAAGAGAAACUACAGUUAUUGUGUCGACAACACUACUUCUACAGCAACGACAGCGACGUGUGACGUUGGACUUGCAGGUAACGGGAUUUACUGUGGAAUGGACACGGAUGCUGAUGGAAGGCCUGAUGUGUCUCUACCGUGCGGUAAUAUUAGUUUGUCAUGUGAGACUGGUAACUGUUCGUUUGAGUCCGGCAGUGGACAGGAGAACUCGGAUGGAGACGCUAACUUUAGUUUGUCAUGUGUGGCUGAUAACUGUCCGUUUGAGCCCAACAGUGGACAGGAGGACUCAGAUGGAGACGGUAUUGGUAAUGUUUGUGAUGUGGAUGAUGACAAUGAUGGGUUGACGGACAUCAAUGAUAACUGUGAUACAGUGGCGAGUCUUAAUCAGAACGACACGGAUGGUGACGGGUUUGGAGAUGCAUGUGAUAAUUGUGUAAAUACAAACAACACAGAUCAGACAGACACAGAUGGAGAUGGCAUAGGAGAUGCUUGUGAUAAUGAUGCAGACAAUGAUACGUUGGCUGAUGCCUUUGACAACUGUCCAUUCCACUUUAAUCCUGCACAGUUGGAUGGAGAUGGUGAUGACGUAGGCGACAUAUGUGACAAUUGUCCAUCAGUAAGCAAUAGGAAUCAAACAGAUUCGGAUGAGAAUGGACUGGGGGAUGAGUGUGAUGAUGGAAUGGAUCAAGACAAUGAUGGUAUUAUUGAUUCGAUAGACAACUGCCGUUCAAUCCCAAAUCCUAGUCAGAUUGAUACAGACCUGGGUGGUUGGGGUGAUGCUUGUGAUGAUGAUGAUGACAACGACAAUGUGGCAGAUGAGGAUGAUAACUGCCAGUUGGUGCGCAACCCUGGACAGGAGGAUUUCAAUAGAAAUAGAGUCGGAGAUGCAUGUGAAGGUGAUCUGGAUGGGGAUGGCAUUUUAGACAUCAACGAUGUUUGUCCCUUAAACGCUUUGAUACAAAGAGCAAAUUUCAGUAGUUUCAUUCCAAUUGCUCUUGAUCCCAUCGAAUCUCGACAGAACAAUCCCAUCUGGAUUGUUAACGACAACGGAGCUGAAAUUUCACAGACAGUCAACAGUGAUCCUAGCAUGGCUAUUGGGCGAGAUUUGUUUGGUUACGUGGAAUACAGUGGGACAUUGUACAUUGGUGUCAAUCUAGACGACGACUACGCUGGAUUUGUGUUUGCUUACCAAAGCAACAGAAAAUUUUAUUUGUGCAUUUGGAAGAAGAGCCGACAGCACUACACGUUUGGCAAUCAGUUCGCAUAUCCACAUCCUACUGCUCGUGCUGGCAUUCAGUUGAAAGUUAUUGACUCCAACACUGGACCUGGACCUGAUCUACGGGACGGAACUUGGAAUACGGGAAAUGUGGUGAACGAGUCUAGACUUCUCUGGACGAGUGAACCUUUUGGGUGGGAAUACGAAACGUCGUAUCGUUGGAAACUGACACACAAUCCAGACAACGGAUACAUACGAAUUGUAUGGACACAGGGAUCAACUGUAUUAACUGACAGCGGCCCUGUGUAUGAUACAACACAUUAUGGUGGUCGUCUUGGUGUGUUUGUGUUCUCACAAGAGAACGUCACUUUUUCUCAGCUCAGUUAUCGAUGCUUAGACAACACCGACUAUGCGUUGAAUUACGAUAAUGUGACAUCUGGGGCCAUCGCUGGCACGUAUGGUGACCUCGCCAUUGCAAAGAGUUCGUUCACCUUGGGAGCUUGGAUCUUCAUUAAUCAGUGCAAUCAGUUAACUUGCAACUUUGUGAGAACAACCGACUUUGGUCCAGCGUUUUUCCCACCUCUUGGACCAUUUUUUCAAUCUACAAAAGAUGACUUUGACUGGACUCUGACAAGUGGACAAACUCCUUCUAGAAACACGGGACCUUCAUCAGAUCACACAGGAAAUGGUGGAAACUACGCAUUUAUUGAAGGAUCACCACCUCAAACGGCUGGAGAUCAGGCUGUGUUUGAGACGGCUUGUUUUCCAUCUAGUCCUAAUUGCACGUUGACCUUUUGGUACCAUUUGCAUGAGACAGAGUCACUAACGCACCCAUUCAACACAUUCAUGGGGUCACUUGACGUUGCGGUAAAAGAAGGAGUCAAGAGCUGGCAAACUGUAUUCUACGUGGAAGGAAAUCACGGAGAUCAGUGGCAUCAGGCGGUUGUUGACCUUUCGGACUUUACUGGUGGCAUAACCGUCCGAGUAACGGGAAUCCGUGGAUUUCAAUUCGCAUCUGACUUGGCCAUUGAUGACGUCAGUUUCAGUGAUGGUUGUGGUUUAUCGUCUCGAUGUUCUGUUCUUGGAAAUAAACCGAUAUUUGGUACCUCAUCUGUGUCUACCAUACUAGAUAUCCAUACUGGCAUCAUAGAUGAGAAACUUCACGUUGGUCUCUUUGGCACAUCGAAUAUGAUCAUAGCAGACAUACCGUAUCUGACAUGGACUCACGUCGCCAUGCAAUAUGACCGCCAAGCCGGAACGCAGUCGCUCUACAUCAACGGUCAGUUGAACCAGACGUUAUGGUUUCCUGGGUUCUCUAAUGUUUCGCUCCACGAGAGCUCGUCGCUACUGAUCGGACAGAAUGGCUUGACGGUGCUGGAUGGCGCGUGGAUUGAUGAAAUACAGUUGUGGAACGCGGCCGUUAACGUGUCUUCUACGUACAAUCGUAAGUUUAGAGGGGAUCAAACACCAAAUCUGGUUGGAUACUGGAGGUUUAACAAAGGACCGUGUGGUCUAGCGUUUGAUGGAGCGGGCACGAAUGACGUCACCAUACCAGCAAAAGGACCGAAGUGGGUCGCGUCCUCCCUCGGACGGCUUCUGACCGUAGCCAACGGCUCUAGCUCUGACCGUGGCGGGCCCGCAGAAUCGCGCAGAAUGACUGGCUAUCGGUUUCUCGUUCUAAUUCUUGUUUGCCGCAUCGAGCCUCCGAUUUUCGCUUCCCGAGCUUUUCGUGAUUGUCAAUGCGAAUCGACUGCUGUUGUAUGCAGCAUGCAAACCAACACCUGGGGAGACGUCACAGUCAAGGGUGGCGUCGCCCAUGUCAAUCUAGGCCGUCGAAGAAACAGCAGUUGUGUCGGCACACUCCUGAAGCAUACAGGACGAUGGCUGUUUAAUUCGAUUGCACCUUGUACAUCUGCUAGAUGGAGACACCAGUCUGCAGAUUCCGUGGUGAAAGAAUUCGCACUGAUGCAAAGCCUUUCUUCCACGUACUAUGCUAAUUCACCUUGCUACCGAGAUCAACUCAACAUCAGCAAUCCCGAAUUAGGGUUAAAGAUACCCGACCAGCUUCAGGUUAUCCAACAUAUUUAUGAAGACAAGCUUGGCAGACUUUACGAGAGAACAAUAGAUGUUGAACAAGCAGAGCAACUGGAAAAGCUACUACAGUCGUCAACCGAGUGUGACUGCGAACUCGAAAUUAUCACCAAAUGGCUGUUGGGUAGAGGACGACCAACUCGUGUGGCUUGCUAUGUUGACAACACGGUCAUGUUGUCAGUCACACUAGAAGGUGAUAGAUGUGGUGUAUUGUCAACAGACGGUGGCAAUUUUUCGUGCGCUCAACGUUCACUCGACGAGGAAUCGUGUGUUCUCGCUUGCAAUCCCGGCUAUACUUUACAUCACAGCAACAGUCACUCGAAUCAUUUUGUAUGCAAUAAAUCUGACGGAUGGGAGAGUGGAAUCCCAUACUGUGAGGCUAUUGAUUGUGGUCCCUUUCUACUACCCAAGCAUCAUCCUGGCUCAGUGACCUGCUCGGGAACAAAGCUUAACGAUGAGUGUGUAGUUUCAUGUUUGCUUGGAUAUGAUUUGGAUGAACCAUCUGUACCAACGUGUCAGGAGAAUGGCAUAUGGAGCAAUGCUAACAUCUCUUGCAUUCCAAUUACGUGUCCACCUUUGGUAAUGCUGAAUGCGAGUGUAGUGUGUUCAGGAGGCGAUCACUUGAACACAAAGUAUCAUUGCAUUGUCACAUGUGAUGCAGGAUUUUGGGCACGAAGCGAGUCAUUGUUUGUUACAUCGUAUGAAACAACCUGUGAAUCAUCUGGGAAAUGGAGUAAUGACGUCCUACGAUGCAUUUCUUUGACGUGUGAGUUACCACAGACGCCGGCAAAUGGCAACCGCACUUGCACUGGAGUAGGAUUUCUAGACAUGUGUAGCUACACUUGUUUGCACGGAUUCUAUCUCGAUGGAGCUCAUGACCGUGUGUGUGGCCGAGAUGGACGUUGGUCUAACACCGACCCCUUAUGUCGGCCGGUUCUAUGCGGACCAGUGGCAAGUGUUAAUAAUGCCAGAGUCGCGUGUGAGUCUCAGCAGUUUGGUGGUGUCUGUGUCAUCACGUGUCGUGUUGGGUUUUGGGUGGACGGUGUGGAGGGUCUCUCUACUUACCAACGAACGUGCACUGCAGAUGGAGUGUGGAAUGGAUCAAGCGUUGUUUGUCGAUCGGCUUUGUCUGACGAUGUAGUGUUUCCUUCUCAUCUUCCUUCACUUCCUCCGACUUCUUCUGUUAGCAGUUUGAGAAGCAGCUGUAUUGCAGCAGUGGUGACAUGUGGGUCUAGAGAUCGACAUCAGUUCACGUGUACGUGUAAUGCUGGCUUUGCAGGCAAUGGCACGUGCUGUGGGAAAGACACGGAUGCCGAUGGAAGGCCUGAUGUGUCUCUCCCGUGUGCUAACGUUAGUCUAUUUUGUGUGGCUGAUAACUGUCCGUUUGAGCCCAACAGUGGACAGGAGGACUCAGAUGGAGACGGUAUUGGUAACAUUUGUGAUGUGGAUGAUGACAAUGAUGGGUUGACAGACAUCAAUGAUAACUGUGAUACAGUGGUGAAUCCUAGUCAGAACGACACGGAUGGUGACGGGUUUGGAGAUGCAUGUGAUAAUUGUGUAAACAUAGAAAACACAGAUCAGACAGACACAGAUAGUGAUGGCAUAGGAGAUGCUUGUGAUGACGAUGCAGACGAUGAUUGGUUUGAUGGUGCCUUGGACAACUGUCCAUUCCACUUUAAUCUUGGACAGUUGGAUGGAGAUGGUGAUGACGUAGGCGACGUAUGUGACAAUUGUCCAUCAGUGAGCAACGAGAAUCAAACAGAUUCAGAUGAGAAUGGACUGGGGGAUGCUUGUGAUGAUGGAAUGGAUCAAGACAAUGACGGUAUUAUUGAUUCGAUUGACAACUGCCUUACAAUCCCCAAUCCUAGUCAGAUUAAUACAGACCUGGGUGGUUGGGGUGAUGCUUGUGAUGAUGAUGAUGACAACGACAAUGUGACAGAUGAGGAUGAUAACUGUCAGUUGGUGCGCAACCCUGGACAGGAGGAUUCUAACACAAAUGGAAUCGGAGAUGCAUGUGAAGGUGAUCUGGACGGUGACGGCAUUUCGGACAUUGAUGAUGUUUGUCCCUUGAAUGUUCUGAUAAGCAAAACAGAUUUCAGCAGUUUUACUCAAAUCUCUCUUGAUCUCAUCAAAUCCCAACAGAACAGUCCCAUUUGGAUUGUUAAUGACGAUGGAGCUGAAAUUCUACAGACAGUCAACAGUGAUCCUGGCAUGGUUAUUGGGCGUGAGUCGUUUGCUUAUGUGGAAUACAGUGGGACACUCUACAUCGGUGUCAAUAAUGACGACGACUAUGCUGGAUUCGUGUUUGCUUACCAAAGCAACAGAAAAUUUUAUGUGUGCAAUUGGAAGAGGAGUCGACAAUACUACACGUUUGGCAAUCAGUUUGCAUAUCCACAUCCUACUGCUCGUGCUGGCAUUCAGUUGAAAGUUAUUGACUCCAACACUGGACCUGGACCUGAUCUACGGGACGGAACUUGGAAUACGGGAAAUGUGGUGAAUGAGUCUAGACUUCUCUGGACGAGUGAACCUUUUGGGUGGGAAUACGAAACGUCGUAUCGUUGGAAACUGACACACAAUCCAGACAACGGAUACAUACGAAUUGUAUGGACAAACGGAUCAACUGUAUUAACUGACAGCGGCCCUGUGUAUGAUACAACACAUUAUGGUGGUCGUCUUGGCUUGUUUGUGUUCUCACAAGAGAAUGUCACUUUCUCUCAACUCAACUAUCGAUGCUUAGAUAAUACCGACUUUGCGUUGACGUACGAUAACGUGACAUCUGGAGCGGUCGCAGGCACAUACGGUGAUCUCGACAUCACAAAUAGUACGUUCACUUUGGGAGCUUGGAUCUUCAUCAAUCAGUGCAAUCGGUUAACUUGCAACUUUGUGAGAACAACCGACUUUGGUUCAGUAUUUCUCCCAUCUCUUGGGCCGUUUUUUCAGUCUACACAAGAUGACUUUGACUGGAGUUUUGUUGCGAAUGCAUCAACUCCUUCUAGAAACACGGGACCGUCAUCAGAACACACGGGAAAUGGUGGAAACUACGCAUUUAUUGAAGCAUCAUUACCUCAACAACCUGGAGAUCAGGCUGUGUUUGAGACGGCUUGUUUUCCAUCCAGUCCUACUUGCACGUUGACCUUUUGGUACCAUUUGUAUGAGAUAGAGUCACAAAAGCCUGAAUACAUCAACAGAUUCAACACAUUCAUGGGGUCACUUGAUGUUGCGGUAAAAGAAGGAGUUGAGAGCUGGCAAACUGUAUUCUACGUGGAAGGAAAUCACGGAGAUCAGUGGCAUCAGGCGGUUGUUAACCUUUCUGACUUUACUGGUGGCAUAACCGUCCGAGUAACGGGAACUCGUGGAUAUCUCUUCUCAUCUGACUUGGCCAUUGAUGAUGUCACGUUCAGUGAUGGUUGUGGUUUAUCGUCUCGAUGUUCUGUUCUUGGAAAUAAACCGAUAUUCGGUACCUCAUCCGGGUCUGGUAUCUAUACUGGUAUCAUAGAUGAGAAACUUCACGUUGGUCUCUCUGGCACGUCAGAUGUUAUGAGUAUAGCUAACGUACCGUAUCUCACAUGGACUCACGUCGCCAUGCAAUAUGACCGCCAAGUCGGAACGCAGUCGCUCUACAUCAACGGUCAGUUGAACCAGACGAGCUCAACACUGUUUGCUGAUGUACUCGCCAAAGAGUCGUCGCUACUGAUCGGACAGAAUGGCUCAACAGUGCUGGAUGGCGCGUGGAUUGAUGAAGUACAGCUGUGGGACGCAGCCGUUGAUGUAUCUUCGACUUACAAUCGUUAUUUGACGGCAGAUCAGACACCAAAUCUUAUCAGAUAUUGGAAAUGUGAUGAAGGGUAUGGAUAUUUCUUGACGGAUACAACGGGCACCGUCAAUGCCAGUCUCCCUAUUGGUGGACCGAAAUGGGUGGCAUCGUCACUAGAACUGGAGAGCAAGUGGCUGUCGCCAUGAUACAAGAAAUGUAAUAAGUAAGGUACAUGUACACUGUACUGUAUAUAUUCUAUAAGUUGUAGUGUAUACAGUGACUGAUCGAGUAAGGAUCAGUAUGGCUUGUAGAGAACCAAGUUCUACGUCUAGUG